Messenger RNA from Helicoverpa armigera (cotton bollworm), 6830 nucleotides. RefSeq names its product Formin-like (gene Frl). The record is from RefSeq and is a predicted model, not a curated record. Gene Ontology annotation, molecular function: actin filament binding; small GTPase binding. Gene Ontology annotation, cellular component: cytosol. Lineage: Eukaryota; Metazoa; Arthropoda; Insecta; Lepidoptera; Noctuidae. Gene Ontology annotation, biological process: regulation of cell shape; cortical actin cytoskeleton organization; cell migration. The transcript is spliced from 17 exons. The coding region runs from base 249 to 3491 and encodes 1080 amino acids.
UUCCUGCUAACUUCACGUUACUGACAGUUCAUACAUUUGUGUCGGCCUUCGCCCUUCGCUCGAAUUUGCUUUGUUGUUGCUCGCAGUCGCCGACGAACUAGUUUUGCGCCUCGCCGCGAACGUGUGAUGUGACCUGUUGAUUUAUUACUCAUCGUGUUUUAGUGCUUUUGUCUGUGAUAAAAAUGACAUGAUGCUGUUUAAAAAUGUUAUAAGUGGUGCGCGUUGAGUGAUUGUGUGUUCAGUGUAAAAUGGGUUUGAUUACUUCAAGGGAGCAGACAAUGUUGGACGGGCCGGUGGCGUCGGCCAAGAGUCACCAUGUACGGCAGCCGUCGACUAGGAACCGAACGAAGCCCCCGAUGCCGGACCGGGAUGAGCUGGAGAACCGUUUCAUCAAAGUUUUGGCUUCAAUGGAUCUCCCCCCGGAUAAAGCGAAACUUCUCCGCAACUAUGACCUGGAGAAGAAGUGGGAGAUCAUCUGCGACCAGGAUAUGGUUCAAGCCAAGGACUCCCCAGCACACUACCUCAACAAACUCAGAACGUACCUCGAUCCUAAGGCGUCCAGAAGUCACAGGAAGCGGAAAAUGGUCGGCGACUCAACUUCGACGCAAGUCCUCAGGGACUUGGAGAUAUCUUUACGAACAAAUCACAUAGAGUGGGUGCGAGAGUUCCUGAACGAACAGAACCAGGGUCUGGAUGUGCUGAUAGACUACCUGAGCUUCAGGCUUAGCAUGAUGAGGCACGAGCAGAGGAUCGCGCUCGCCAGGAGUCAGUCCAGCGAUGGGAUCAAUCAAGUAAACACCACCACAUCAGAAUGCAGUGGGCCCACCGAGACGGGGUCUACCAUGUCGGCCUCAUGGCGACGAAGGGCGAGAAGUGCGGAGGCCGAGUGCGAGGGUGCAGCCAGCCCGGCUGUAGCUCGGAGAAGGACGAGACACGCGGCGAGAUUGAAUAUGGGAGCUUCCACCGAUGAUAUACAUGUGUGCAUCAUGUGUAUGCGGGCUAUCAUGAAUAACAAGUAUGGCUUCAACAUGGUGAUCCAGCAUCGGGAAGCAAUCAACAGCAUAGCUCUCUCGCUAGUCCACCACUCGCUCCGCACAAAAGCACUGGUCUUAGAACUGCUAGCUGCCAUCUGUCUGGUGAAGGGUGGCCAUCAGAUCAUACUGUCUGCCUUCGAUAACUUCAAGGAGGUGGUCGGCGAACCGAGGAGGUUUCACACGCUCAUGGAGUAUUUUAUGAAUUAUGAUAAUUUUCAUAUUGAGUUUAUGGUGGCGUGCAUGCAAUUCGUGAACAUAAUAGUGCAUUCAGUGGAAGACAUGAACUUCAGGGUGCAUCUACAGUACGAGUUCACUGCGCUCAAGUUGGACGACUACCUCGAGAGACUGCGGUUGUGUGAGAGUGAUGAUUUACAGGUUCAAAUCUCAGCAUACUUGGACAACGUGUUCGACGUGGCCGCCUUGAUGGAGGACAGUGAGACCAAAACCGCAGCGCUGGAGAAGGUCAACGAACUCGAAGACGAGUUAGGACAUGCUCACGAAAGGAUGGCGGCGUUAGAAAGAGAAGCUAUAGCGAAACUAGCAACAUUAGAAUCCGAGUUGGCUGCCGUGCGGGCCGAACGCGAUCAGCUGGCUGAAGCGAGGAGACAAGUAGUUGAAGAGGUAUCGACGUUACGCCGUGCGCAGCAGGACUCGCGCAACCGUCAGUCGAUGUUGGAGUCCAAGGUGCAGGAACUUGAGUCGCUCACCAAGUCCCUGCCAAGAGGAGCCUCCAUGGGUGCUAUAUCAACACACGCUCUCUGCAAUGGCACAGCGAACGGCCACCUCCCUCCUCCACCCCUACCAAACGGGGACACGCCCACAUUCAAAUGCCCGCCUCCUCCUCCUCCCCCCGCGCCUCCUGCGGCCGCUACACCGCCACCAGCACCAGCGCCCUGCCCCCCACCACCUCCUCCUCCCCCGCUAUUGGCUCCAGCGCCCCCGCCCCCCGCGCCGCCCGCCCCGCCCGCGCCCGGCCUCAUGCCGCCGCCGAUGCACACAGACGCGAUGACCAUCAAGAGGAAGGUGGAUACCAAGUAUAAGCUGCCCACGCUCAAUUGGAUCGCGCUCAAACCUAAUCAGGUCCGAGGGACAAUUUUCAACGAGCUGGACGAAGAGCGUCCCCGACGGAGGAUAAACUUCACAGAGUUCGAGGAGAAGUUCCGCAUCGGCGGCACCGUGGGCUCCACACCGCUCGACACAGACACCGACACGCUCGCCUCGUUCCCCAGCAAGCGCUUCCGCAAGCCCGACACUGUGUCGCUGUUGGAACACACCCGGCUCAGGAACAUAGCAAUAUCAAGAAGAAAACUCGACACGCCCGUCGAAAAAGUAAUGGCUGCAGUCAACAAUUUAGACCUCAAACAAUUGCCUCUAGAAAGCGUCGAGAUCCUGCAACGCAUGGUGCCAACCGAAGCCGAGCAAAAGGCUUACAAGGAAUACGUCGCAGAAAAGAAACCAGUCAACCAACUUACCGAAGAAGAUAAAUUCUUAAUGCAACUGACCAAAGUAGAAAGGAUAUCUGCCAAACUAUCCAUCAUGAGUUACAUGGGCAAUUUCUUCGAUAACAUACACUUAAUAACUCCGCAAAUCCACGCCAUUAUUUCUGGUUCCUCCUCUGUUAAAUCGUCGACGAAACUGCGCAAUGUAUUAGAAAUUAUUCUUGCGUUUGGAAAUUACUUGAAUAGUAGUAAGCGCGGGCCAGCUUACGGGUUCAAAUUGCAAUCUUUGGAUACUCUUAUGGAUACGAAGUCGACGGAUAAGAGGAUAUCCUUGUUGCAUUAUAUCGUGGCGACUAUUAGACAGAACUUCCCUGAGCUCAUGAACUUUGAUACAGAGUUGCUGUACAUCGAUAAGGCGGCGCAAGUGUCCCUGGAGAACGUAGCGGGCGACGUAUGUGAACUAGAGCGUGGCAUGGAGACCGUGCGGCGCGAGGCGGAGCGCGAGGGGCUGCGGGCGGCACCCCAUGUGCUGCGGGACUUCCUCGCCAACGCCGCCGACAAGCUGCGCCGGCUCAGAGCUGAGACUAAGCAUGCACAGGACUCGUUCGCAUCGUGCGUGGAGUACUUCGGCGAGGCGCCGCGGGGCUGUGACGCCAACGCUUUCUUCUCGCUGCUCGUCAGGUUCACGAGGGCGUUCAAGCAAGCAGACGCAGAGAACGAGCAACGUCGCAGACUGGAGCAAGCGGCGCAGCAGGCCGACCACGUCGACCCCAACAAGACUAAGAUCAUGCAGAAGAAACAACAGGAGGCUGUAAUCAACGAAUUAAAAACGAAAUCUCAGGCCGUCGGCGAAAAGAAGUUGCUUCACCAAGACGAGGUAUACAACGGUGCGUUGGAGGACAUCUUGCACGGCUUGCGGAGCGAGCCCUAUCGCCGCGCUGACGCCGUCCGACGCUCCCACCGGCGCCGCAUCAACUCACACCGACUCUCCAAGGGGCUCGAGGAGCUGGACGUAUGAUACGAGCUCGACUCCAGUCCCGCACUGGAAUCACCCGUACAGAACGCCGUCAAAAACAUCAACGCACGCUGCAACGGCAAUGGUGACAAAAAGAAACGCCGCAAAGAUCUGGAAAUGGUCCACAAAAAACACUCCAUUGCUAUCUAUAAUAUUGAGGACAAUGUCACAGAGUUUCCCGUUAACGAGAGUGCUAGGAAGAAGUCGACGUACAGAGUGGCGCCCGCGCCGCCGGACUGCGAGAUCGAGGAGCGCUGCGAACUCAUCAAGUCUACUUACGAAGUCAUUUCGAAGUACACGCGAGCCAUGUUCGACAAACAAAACGAAACCGUCGUAUGAACGAUGUGCCUAUUUUGUAUUGCGCGUAUAUUGCACUCAUUAACUAUAAUGUUUUUAAAUAUAUUCAAUGUUAUUGGCUUGUAGCGUUAAAAUUGGCCUAAAAGGUGCGGAGUUAUAAACGUCCAAAUAAAACAGACAUUCGAAUUUCGAAGCCGUUGCAAGUGUUGCCAUUAAAAUAAUUACCCCGAUAACUGGGUGCAAUAUAUGUAAGAGUAUACUAACUUUGAUACGCCUACAAUUCAUUCCAUUCCACACGCGACAGCGAUAACCAGUAUUUUGCUACGAUACCAUUUACACGAGUGGUUUAUUUCUAUACGAAAGCUUAGCUUUUAGUAUUGUUUAUAAGCCCAUAGCAUAUUCAUAAACUUAUAAAAAAAUUACGAAUCUCAAGCACAAAUUGAAUACGGACCAAAACGAUGAGAAUACCAUAGUGAAAUAGUUUACAAUGCUAUGGGCAGUUAGUCCCGCUAGAACAAAAAUGGCCUUUUAAAUAGACGCACAGUUUUCUACCGCGAUUUUUUCGAUUUAAAUAUAGCAUAGGUACUAAAUAACAGUGUCCUUAUAUAUGUACACGUAUACAUGAUUACGAACCAAUAAACGAUUUUUAGUAAUAUUUAAUAUUAUAGUAUGGAACAUACGCAUUUAUAAUAUAGCAUUUUUACCUACUUGUGAUAGUGCAAUUUUUUUUAACGCCUCGAUACGACAUUUUCGACUUUCCCUAAUAUUAAUAAGUGGUGUUUUUUACUAUUAUUACCUACAAAAUAUAAUUUCUAAAUAGUCUUUUGAAAGUAUUUUUAUUUUAAUGCAUGUCUAUUUUAAGGAUAAAUUACUUCUAUAAUUAAUGAAUUAUAGUUUUAUAUUCCACUCCUUUCAUGCUACAACUCUAUUUAAUUUUUUAAGCUCUUACUAGCUCUCAUAACUGUCGAAAAAUGUCGUAUCAGAAUAAUUAAACUAUGUAUGUGUAUUCUAUAUUAUUGAAGCAACACAAUAUCCUUGUUAACUAUAUUGUAUCCUGGUAUUAAUCCUAACAUGACACUAUAGUUAUAAUUAUUUAUACGAUUCUAUUCCAUCUAGACUAAGUUUUGUAUACAAACUCUUUCUCCCAAUUAAAUAACCUUUUUUGAUCUGGUAAUAAUCUGAAAUUUCGAAUAAGUUAUUUUAACGUUGUAAAUAUGUUUUUUUUGCUGUCUGUGAAAGUUCCAAUUUCAGAAUUGAAUUUGCGAAAAAUAGAAAAUGUAAAUAUUGUAUUUUUUAUAAUAUAUGUGUUAAACUCAAGUUACUUGAGAAUGUAGGCGGGCAAUAUAAUUUGUAGGAACUUAGAACCUAUAUGUUUAUAUUAUAUUUUGCCUGAAAUCGGUACUUUUACAUUGUAAUGUCGAAUAAAUAAGUUUAAUUAUUUAAUUGAUCCAGUGAAUAUUUAAUAUAUUAAUGCUUUAGCACUUACCUGGGCGCGUAAACAAUAAAAUAAAAACAUUGGGCAACAUUUUAAUAAAAUGUUUAAGAUUAUUCCAUAUUUAUCCAAUUAAUUAUCGAAUUAAAUAUGAUUUUGCUAUGAAUGAUUCUCAAAUUAAUUUGUUUUGUUUUAGAUUUAUUAUUAUAAGUAUGUUUUGAUAGCUACGCACUCGGGCUUACGUUAUUAAAUAGAGGUGCUUAUACGCACGUUAGCUUUAUGAUAUUCGUUUCGCUAAGUCAUGACAAAAUGAUUAGUAUUCGGGCGGGAGUUGUAUAAAAUAUACAGGGUUAAGUUAAGUAACAAGUAUACAUGCACAAAUCUGGCUCUGGCUUGUUUUAACGGUCAUUUAUUUUUCUUGCGUUCAUAAAGGAAGACUUCUUAAAAUGCCACAAAAUACUUCCAAGAUUUUACUACAUACAAAAGUUGAUCAAAAGUUUAUAAUGAGAAAAUGACCGUGAAAGUAAGCCAUUGCAGUUUUAAAUUGGGGUUUCUCAAGUUAUACAUUUUGAAUAUUUUUUCUUCCCGCAUACACAUGAGGGUGUUAUUCAUAGACAACUUUACCCACCAUCUCGCCCCACCAUAGCGGUUAAUAAUGGGAGUGAUAGACCAUAGAUAGCUCAAGUGUUGCCAGAAUUACAUUCUUAUGCUCCGUUAAAAUAGGGUAGUGUCCAGGGUCGAAAUAAUGAAAUAAUAUUUAGUCCGCUUUUUAGACACUCAAAAAAUAUUGGAUACGUAUUUUUUCUUUUUUUAAUUAAACAUAAAAUGACAAAGAUAAUACACUUCAAAAAUUAGGAGUGGGGUCCUUUUACGUCACAGUGUCCUGAAAAUUGUAGCAACUUGUGACGUCACACUCAACUUUAACACGCUAUAUCUUAACAAGUUCUGAUCCAAUUUAAAAAAGAAAAAAUACGUAUCGCUUAAUUUUGGACAAUCUACAAGACGGACUAAUUAUUAUUUUUUAGGAAACUAGCCUAUUAUUCCUCGUUUUAUAUGCCUUUAAGAUAGGUGGGAAUUAAUAUUAAUCUAUGUUAGUUAUAUGUUUUGUUUGCACAAAUUAUUUUUAACAAUUCUGGCGAUAAUUCAGCGAUCUAUGUGCAAUAAAUAUUAUAGAUAUUCGUUUGUCUCGCAUUACGUAUGAUAAGGUGUAUUUAUGACAGUAAUCUAGACUAAUGUAACAGUUUGUGCCUAUUCACGAUAUAUGUAAUUUAUCUAUAAGUUAUAAUAGUAACAGUAUCAUAACUUGUUUUAAAUAUUCCAAGUGCUAUAAACAUAUAAUAAUGAUAAUAAUUUUACAGUAAAUAACUACCAUUUAUACGAAACCCUUUUUGGAACUGUAUAUUUUUGAAACUGAAUAUUUUUAUCGUAAUCUCGUAUUUAUAAACUUUCAUGUGUAUUCGGGAAUUGUUUAAGUUUAGUAGAAAUUUAUAGAAACGUUUUGUGUAUAGUUAUAUUAGUUAUGGUAUGUUUGUAUUCGAUUUUGUUAGUAUCGCAUGUACGCUAGCAUUAGUAACAGUAUUCGGAUGCAAUAAAUAAAACAUACAUUUAAUUAA